AUGGCGAGCGCCUCGUCCCCUGCAACCGUGCAGCAGCAGCAGCAGCAGCAGCAGCAGCAGCAACUGCAGCAGCAGGAGCAGCACCAGCGGCGACUGCAGCAGGAGCGGCGACAGCUGUUAAUUGAACACCAGCAGCAGGUGAAGCGGGAGCUGCAGCAGCAGCGGCUGCUGCGGCAGCAGAACCAAAGAGAGCAAGCAGAAGCACUACAGCGGCAGCGACAGCAGCAGCAGCAGCAGCAGUGGCUACGCAUGCAGCAGCAGCAUCAGCAGCAAUCUCUGCAGCUAAAAAACCUAGAAGAAAGCAGCAGUGGCUACGCAUGCAGCAGCAGCAUCAGCAGCAAUCUCUGCAGCUAA
Eimeria mitis is the source of this 354-nucleotide messenger RNA. RefSeq lists its product as uncharacterized. Lineage: Eukaryota; Apicomplexa; Conoidasida; Eucoccidiorida; Eimeriidae. The record is from RefSeq and is a predicted model, not a curated record.